AUGGGUGCACCAAAGUUUGUUCCGCUUUCGAUCUUCGUAUUGUUUUUUGUGUUCUCAUGUGUGUCAUGUACUGAGUUUGAAGCUGGAGGAGAUAAUGGUUGGAUCGUACCACAAUCUAGUGACCAGGGAGAUAUAUUUAACCAAUGGGCUGCUAAGAACCGGUUUAAAGUUGGCGACAGUAUCCGUUUCAAGUACAAGAAAGACUCUGUUCUUGUGGUAUCAGAAGAUGAGUACAAGAAAUGCCAAACGACCAAACCGGAACUGUACUCGAACCACGAUGACACGGUUUUCAAAUUGGACCGUCCCGGUUUGUUCUAUUUCAUAAGCGGCGUCACAGGCCACUGUGAGAAGGGUCAGAAAAUGAUCAUCAAAGUCAUGGAGGUCGAAUCUACGCCGCAGUCUCCUCCACCUUCUUCGUCUCUAGCGGCUUCCACUCCCAAGGCCAAGAAGAGCAACCACGCCGUGAGAGAAACGACUCAGUUCAUUGGUGCCGGUUUAGUUGCAGUUUCAGUUCUAGUUCUGACGUUUAGUCUAGUGUAG
This is a messenger RNA of Microthlaspi erraticum, 540 nucleotides long. The record is from the annotation of a GenBank genome assembly. NCBI's taxonomy places the organism in Eukaryota, Viridiplantae, Streptophyta, Magnoliopsida, Brassicales, Brassicaceae.